CUCAGCUGAAGCAGAGGUCUCUCCUCGGCCCUGGGCCGCGGCUGCCGCUGUCCGUAGUGCUGAAAAAGCAGCACCGAGCGGAAGCCCCACCCCGAGGAGCUGCGCAGCGCGGGGCGGGCCGUGCGGCGGCAUGGCGGAGCGCUGCGCCUGAGGCGGCAUGGAGGCGGAUUUCGCCGCUUUCGGCAGCCCGCUGUGCGGCGAGCUCAAGCGCUUCUGCAAGCGGGCUGGCACCGAUGCGAUUGUAUACGCUGUCCAAACGACAUUUUGUCCUGGUCUUUGUAGUAUUCUUUGUCUGUUUUGGUUUGACAGUCUUCAUAGGAAUAGCAGGUCCUAAUGUAAUUGAAACUUCUGUAGCGAGAACUGACUUAAAUAACAGCAUAAAGCUGAAGCCUUUUAAUUUAAGUUCACCGCCACUGUCUACUUAUAACCAACAACUGUGGCUGACCUGUGUAGUCGAGUUGGAUCAGCAUGAUGUAUCACUCAAAAAGAACGUUACUAUGACAGUCAAAGUGCUUGGAGUGGUGAAGGAUGGAAGCACCCCCUACGUUAAUAAUCAGGUUCACAACCGGACACGGUUGCUCAAUUGUGCACAGAAAUGCAGUGAAAUCAUUGUUGCUCACCUGGGCUACCUGAACUACACUCAGUACAACAUAUUUGUUAGUUUUGAAGAUCUAAAUAAGUUAACGUAUGCAAUACAGAAUAUUACUUUCACAUGGAAGACGUACAAUCCAACAUUUUCACAAGUGGAAAUCUGGUUCCGAUUUGUCUUUGUAGUUCUCACCUUUAUGGUCACGUGUCUGUUUGCACAUUCUCUACGAAAAUUCUCCAUGAGAGACUGGGGUAUUGAACAGAAAUGGAUGUCUAUCCUCCUUCCUCUCCUCCUGCUUUACAACGACCCAUUUUUCCCCCUUUCUUUUCUGGUGAACAGUUGGUUUCCUGGAAUGCUGGAUGACCUAUUCCAAUCACUGUUUCUGUGUGCGCUGUUAUUGUUCUGGCUUUGUGUCUACCAUGGUAUAAGAGUACAGGGAGAAAGGAAGUGCUUAACCUUCUAUCUGCCCAAAUUCCUUAUUGUUGGACUAUUGUGGCUUGCCUCUGUUACGUUAGGAGUAUGGCAAACUGUUAAUGAAGUACAUGAUCCUACAUAUCAAUACAGAGUUGACACAGGUAAUUUCCAGGGAAUGAAAAUCUUCUUCCUUGUGGUGGCAACCACAUAUAUUCUCUACCUUCUGUUCCUGAUAGUGAGAGCAUGUUCAGAACUCCGUAACAUGCCUUAUGUUGAUCUCAGGUUAAAAUUCUUGACUGCAUUAACCUUCGUAGUGCUCGUCAUUAGCAUUGUUAUACUCUAUUUACGCUUUGGAGCACAAGUUCUACAAGACAACUUCGUUGCUGAGCUGUCAACUCAUUAUCAGAAUUCAGCAGAAUUCUUAUCAUUUUAUGGUUUAUUGAACUUCUAUCUCUACACAUUAGCCUUCGUCUAUUCCCCCUCAAAGAAUGCGCUGUAUGAAUCACAGUUGAAGGACAAUCCUGCUUUUUCUAUGCUGAAUGACUCAGAUGAUGAUGUGAUUUAUGGGAGUGACUAUGAAGAAAUGCCACUUCAGAAUGGCCAAGCUAUUAGAGCCAAGUUUAAAGAAGAAUCAGACAGUGACUGAUGGAGUGAUUUUGAUAUAGACAGACUUGUUCAGAUGAAAUUAAAGCAGUUUUGAAGUUUUCCUAGAUGGACCACUUCCUUGGCUUACAGUCUGCUGUCAUCUGAAUAUGGAAUUCCAGGAAGGACAUUCUGCUUCUGUUUCUGUUUACAAAGGUAAAGCUGAAAAGAAUGCUUGAAAAGGUUGUGGUGGGAACUCAAGGAAACCAAAAUUUAUAUGCGUCUUACAAAAUGCCUGAUGGCAGGAUGUCUCUGGACUAAUAUUUAAGUCUGUGUCCAUUUUGAGGUGUCACAGGUUACGUACGGAUCUUAAAAUUGCUUCUUUGCUGCUUGGUGGCUUGUUGUUGUUUCCCCUCCCCUUAGGAUUAUGUAGAGCACAGCAUCUUAAACCUCUUGCAUUUUUUUCUAGCUCCUUUUCUGUUGUUCACUGCUGUAUGAAGUGCCUCUUUUCCCUUUCAUUUUUCUACCUUAGUCAUUUAGACUGGAGGCAGGGAUCGAUGUGCUUUAAGGUUCUUUCUCCUGCCUCUGUUUUGUUUUUUUUUAAUAUUAUUUCUUGGAAAUGCAGAAAAUCAAAAGCUUCCCAUUCCUCCUUCUAAAAGGUCUUCAAACCAUUGUUUUAACUCCAUUUAAAUGGGAUUUACCAGAUAUGUUACAAGCGCGGGAUAUGUGCAAAUAGGUUCUAGUGAGCAAAAAUGGGCUGUGGUCCAAAGUUAUUUGUAUGAUACAGGUUUCAUAACAUGCUUUACCACCCCAGCAAAACUGUUUGUUUUGUUAUUGUUGUUGUUUUCAAUAGCCCUUUAAAUAGAAAAUAUUUAGGCAGAAGUAAACCUCCGAAGGAAGUCAGAACUUUUGUGUGUGUGUGUUCUGGAGGAGAUUGUUACGCUUAAAAGAAUACAGUAUAAAGUUCCACUUCAUAUUUCCAAACAUUUCAUUGUAGAUGCUUUUUCUACAUCAGACUUUUUCAUGAAGUUGUAUUUAUUGGCAGUUUUUAUGCUUUCUGGGAAUAAUUACAGGUGCUUAUGCCUUGAAGUUGCUUAACAGCUUUUGAGCACGUUCUGUGCAUAGCUCAACUUCUCUGUCAUA
Tympanuchus pallidicinctus (lesser prairie-chicken) is the source of this 2728-nucleotide messenger RNA. It is a transcript of the gene TMEM181, whose product is annotated as transmembrane protein 181. The transcript is spliced from 17 exons. NCBI's taxonomy places the organism in Eukaryota, Metazoa, Chordata, Aves, Galliformes, Phasianidae. The coding region runs from base 234 to 1649 and encodes 471 amino acids. Gene Ontology annotation, molecular function: toxic substance binding. The record is from RefSeq and is a predicted model, not a curated record.